Molecule: messenger RNA, 1185 nt
Organism: Purpureocillium takamizusanense
Lineage: Eukaryota; Fungi; Ascomycota; Sordariomycetes; Hypocreales; Ophiocordycipitaceae
Exons: 3
Coding region: 187-768 (193 amino acids)
Molecular function (GO): peroxiredoxin activity
Source: RefSeq, a predicted model, not a curated record
CCCACCCGUGGACGGUUGUAAGCCGGCCGUCGAUGGAAGUUCGCGAUCCAUUACUUUUAACCUCACUCAGCAGUAGUUAAAUCCUAGAGCCUUCACUUGCAAUCAUCUUUCGUUCCUUCUCGCCCACCACUCCAAAAAGAAAACUACGAGGUCUGUCCCCCCCCAGUGCCCCCCUCCCUCCCCACCAUGAGACUCCCCUACGUCCCCAACCCGCCGCCCACCAGCUCUCCCGAGCACGCCGCCAUCGUCGCCCGCAUCGAGGCCCGGCGCGCCCCGCGGCCCCUCCAGUCCCUCGACCUCGCGCUGCUGCACUCGCCCGCCGUGGCCGACGGCUGGAACACCUUCCUCGGCGCCAUCCGCACCCAGACGUCCCUCACCCCGGACGUCCGCGAGCUCGCCAUCUCCCGCGUCGCCGUCUGCAACCGCGCCUGGUACGAGUGGAAGCACCAUGCGCCCCUCGCGGCACAGGCAGGCGUCAGUGCCGCGGCCCUCGAUGUCGUCAAGCAGGAUGUCCUCGACCCGGAGCGGCGGCCGGCGGACCUGCUGAGCGAGAAGCAGUGGGCCGUGUUGCUGUACACCGAUGAGAUGACGAGGAAUGUCCACGUCAAGGACGAGAUAUUUGCGAGGGUCAAGGAGCUGUUCAAUGACCAGGAAGUUGUCGAAAUUACAGCGACGAUUGCAACAUACAACUGCGUGAGUCGCUUCCUUGUGGCACUGGACGUCGGCGAGAGGAACGGCACCGGACCAGACGACGUGUCUACCCACUGAGAACCCAAACCUCCUCUUCAAUUACCAGUGGUGCCGUGCAGACGGACGUCUCGAAUAUCGUGAAGGGUGUGCAAACAACGAGCGACAAAGUAAAAGCCCAGUGCAGCUGAGAAACAUGCACCAGAAAGAAGACUAAACCAGCCCAAAGAGCUUGCCUCGCCUCGAAACAAAAGGGGGGUAUCCUAUCUAAGUGAAGUGACCAAACGCCGGGGCUUCCCGCAAUGCAGCGCUCCUCGUGAUUCAACAAUGCUUGGCUAAAAUGUUUCUUCAUACGUGUCGUGUCGUCCGUGGGCUGUGGCCGUUGACGUGGUGCUGUCGAUCGAUAUCCUCAAUGCUCUGUUUCGUUGCUUCAUAAUCGUUAUGAGUCGAACCGAGGUAGAAUGACGUGUGGAACUGGGGCGCCGGUGUCAUGGAGGC